Fomitopsis serialis is the source of this 1419-nucleotide messenger RNA. RefSeq lists its product as uncharacterized. Gene Ontology annotation, cellular component: nucleus. Lineage: Eukaryota; Fungi; Basidiomycota; Agaricomycetes; Polyporales; Fomitopsidaceae. Bases 121 to 957 code for a protein of 278 amino acids. The record is from RefSeq and is a predicted model, not a curated record. The transcript has 5 exons.
GCAAUGGCCUGUGCGUCCGGUGUGCCAUUCUUUAUAAGUUGCCGCCCAACCGAUCUCGCGGCUCUCGUCCUCCCACUUCCUCUCCACCUCUGACUCAGCCACCACUUUUGAGUGACAGCGAUGCCGCGCUCAGCUUCAUCUGAAUGUGUCUCAUUGCCCAGCAUACAUGAAUUACUUCCAGAGCAUUUCUGUCGGCCUCUAGACGCACGGUCUCUCGAUGAGCCACGUUUAUUCACCAAAACGCCCCCUGUAACACUGGGAAGGAUGACACUGCCAUCACGACACCUAUCGUACCACGCAAAUCGGCCUUCCCAACCUCCGUCCAGGGACACGUCGCCUCGUGCGCAUGCGACAUUGUCUCCAGUGCAUAAUGCCGAUCACAACCGGGAGGAUGAUAAGAGACACGUAUGCCCCUUCUGCCCCAGGCGCUUCAACCGGCCCAGCAGCCUAGCGAUCCAUCUGAAUACCCACACCGGCGCUAAACCGUUUCCUUGCCCGGCUUGUGGCCGCCCGUUCAGCGUGAACUCGAACAUGCGUCGACACUAUCGCAACCAUUUUUCCGCCGGUCAUCGCUCGGGCACGCUUCGGAUGCCUCGCUUCGACGUCCACCGUGACCAGCCGCUCGAGAACCUGGACCACAAUGCGGUGAAUGCGAACUUGAACCUGACGCCCUAUCGCUACCCACCACUCAACCCUCCGGCUCAUUCGCGCUCCACUACACCGUCGACACACUCGGAAAUGCAGUACAGUGACAGUGACCAGGACAGCCUCGUCUCGAGCCCCCCGACGCGUGCCCGACCGGAGCGUAUGCUCCAAGGUUCGUUCGCCGCACGGAGCGCCGAGUGGGGAGGGCCGUACGAUCAUCAGGACGUUGUUGAACGAAUGCCAAGAACUAGCCGUUCUACCUCGUUGCAAAGCUUGUCGCUCCGUCCGGCGACGUCCUCGGCACAACGAUAGCGCUCUUCGAUAGAGUCGGUGAUCGUUGCCAGUGGUUUCCAGGUGCACAAUAACUUAUUAUCUUCUCUUGGACUGGUGCUUUCCAGUUGCUAUCCACACACCACAAACUAUGUAUCGAUUAUCGUCGCUGUGUUACUGUUAUUUCUAUUUACGAUUAUGAGAUUCGGGUUGAUCUAGAUAGCUACUCCGGGUAAAGCUGAUUUUGUACAAUAGGCGACUUGUAUGGACGCAACAGUCAUUGUCUUUUGCUGUCUUUGUCCUCACACAGCAGCGCUCUCGCGACGUUGGCAUGGUCUCGGCCAUGCACGGUAUGUGUCUGGACCCACGAUGCAUCGCACUUCGUGAAAUCCUUGAAUCGCGGAAGGGCUCUCGAAUUCGAGUUGAGGACACAGCCUGGUGCUAGUUUUUGAUGUAGCUCGCGCAGCUCAGAUGACAACUUUGUUCAAUAGUGCAGAAAGUGGA